UGGUGGAAGUAGAAAAUGUUGAUAACAACGAAGAUGACUUUUGUUUAUGUUUUGUUGCACAGAACAACUCCGCGAACAUUGUUUACCAACGAAAAAUUAAAUGUCAUGGUCAAAUGCAUCUGCUGUUUUAAUGAAGCAAUGGUACGACAAGGAAUUUCAUUAUGCUUAAGCAUUAUCUUAAUAAUUGUUUUCUUAAAUGAAGCGGAGCAAUCGGCAAUGAGGGAAGCUAAACAUUUUUGCGGAGAAAGAUUGUCGAAUAUGCUAUACCUAGUGUGUGAAGGCGCUUAUAAUGGACGUUACAAGAAAAAUGUUUACAGUGCAAAUUCCGACAUUUUAAAUCCCCAAAGCGGCUUCCUGGACUAUUCAUCCGAAGAAAGUGACACAUCAGUUUCCACGUUUCCGUUUAAAACGAGAGAAAACGCAAAUAUGAUGUUGUCUAGUGGAAUGAGGAAACGAACCAGAGGAAUUGUACAGGAAUGCUGUAUUAACAGUUGCACACUGAUGGAACUUAGAGGAUAUUGUGCCGAAAGGAAAUAGAAAUAGGAUUUUUUGAAUUAUCGGCGUGGAAGUUUGUAAAGUUUUUAUUUUUUAAAAUAUAUACCGCGUAUCUACAAUAU
Agrilus planipennis (emerald ash borer) is the source of this 617-nucleotide messenger RNA. Its product is annotated as LIRP-like. Gene Ontology annotation, cellular component: extracellular region. The coding region runs from base 16 to 537 and encodes 173 amino acids. The record is from RefSeq and is a predicted model, not a curated record. NCBI's taxonomy places the organism in Eukaryota, Metazoa, Arthropoda, Insecta, Coleoptera, Buprestidae. The transcript has 3 exons. Gene Ontology annotation, molecular function: hormone activity.